AGUGUGGGCGGAGUGAAACUCUUACGGGAGGACUUGAUCCAGAUGCCUCGAAUUCCGUCCGCACUUGUUUUCAGCCAUACCAAGGAAGAAGGCCUUCUGUUUCCCGGCCAUGGCUGCAGGGUGGAGAGUCCUGCUGCUGUGGGGUUGGGUCUGCAUCUGGCUUCCAGCUCAGGCUCAGGGAACUCUGGUCAUUUCCCGCAGAGAUGUUCGGAUGCAGGAAACAAAAGAGGAUGUGGACACCAGGUCAAUAAAGAAAAGAAGCACAAAGUCUGCAGACUUGGUGGAGGUGUACAGUGUCAGGGUCGUCUGUGCUGUGACGUCUCGUUUUGCUCACACUGUCAUGACCUCGAAGGCUCUGAACAAAGCAAACUCCUCACAGGAAAUCUUCUUCGAAGUGGAGCUUCCCAAAACCGCUUUCAUCACCAACUUCAGCAUGGAAAUUGAUGGUCAGGAGUAUGUUGGAGAGGUGAAGGAGAAAGAGAAAGCCAAGAAACAGUAUGAGAAGGCUGUUUCCUCAGGACAGACUGCUGGACUGGUCAAGGCUUCUGGAAGAAAGAUGGAGAAGUUUUCAGUGUCUGUCAACAUUGCAGCUGAAAGUAACGUGACUUUCAUUCUGACGUAUGAGGAGCUCCUUCAGAGGAAACUGGGCCAUUAUGAGAUUCUGACCCGAGUUAAACCCAAACAACCGGUCCAGGAGUUUCAGAUUGUGGCAGACAUCUAUGAGCCGCAGGGCAUUGCUUUUGUUGAGGCCUCUGCAACUUUUCUCACCAAUGAGCUGCUCCCACUGGUGGAGAAAAUUGUCACAGACACAAAAGCACACAUCUCUUUCUCACCAACACUGGAGCAGCAGAGGAAAUGUGCAGGAUGUGAAGGUACCAUGAUUGAUGGAGAUUUCAUCAUCAAGUAUGAUGUGAAGCGAGAAGAAAGCCUGGGGGAAGUUCAGAUUGUGAACGGAUACUUUGUGCACUUCUUUGCUCCACCUGACCUACCCAGAGUCCCAAAGAACGUUGUGUUUGUGAUCGACAGGAGCGGCUCAAUGAGUGGAAGAAAGAUUGCACAGACUCGGCAAGCAUUGACUGCCAUUCUGAAAGACCUCCACGAGCAGGACCACUUUGCUCUCAUCCUGUUUGAUGAUAAGAUUGUCACCUGGAGGAACUCUCUUACCAAAGCAAUUAAGGAAAAUGUGGUUGAAGCCAUUGCCUAUGUCAAGAAACUAAGGGACAAAGGAGCCACCAAUAUCAAUGGUGCCAUACUAAAAGCAGUGAGAAUGCUGGAGAAAGACAGAGAUGAUAAGAAGCUUCCAGAGAGGAGUGUGGAUAUGAUUGUACUAUUGACCGAUGGGAUGCCAAACAAAGGGGUGUCUGACCUCCCAACAAUCCAGAAGAAUGUGCGCUCUGCUAUUGGAGGGAACAUGUCGCUGUUCUGUCUUGGAUUCGGAAAUGAUGUAGAUUUCUCCUUCCUGGAUGUCAUGAGCAAACAAAACAAGGGAGUGGCCCGCAGAAUCUAUGAGGCCUCAGAUGCAGCUGUUCAACUCCAGGGUUUCUAUGAGGAGGUGUCCAGUCCCCUGCUCCUGGAGGUGGACCUGCGUUACCCUGACAAUGCGGUAGACCUCUUGACCAAAAGCCGUUACAGCCAUUUGUUUAAUGGCUCAGAGAUUGUGGUGGCCGGACAGCUGAACGGCGACAAGCUGGAUAACUUCCUUGUGGAAGUGUUUGCCCUGGGGCCUGACAAGGACUUCCAGGUGCAGGGAAAGGCCAGUGUGGUAAACUGGGAUGUGAUCUACCCACAACAGGAGUACAUCUUUGGGGAUUUCACGGAGCGUUUAUGGGCUUACCUCACCAUCCAGCAGCUACUGGAAAACAGUGACAUUGGUACACAGCAGGAGAAAAACAAUACAGCAGCUAAGGCCCUGGACAUGUCCCUGAAGUACAGCUUUGUCACCCCUCUCACCUCCAUGGUGGUCACCAAGCCUGAAACUGAGGAUAGACCAGGCAGCACUCUCAUUGCUAAUAAAAUGACUGAGGACCAGAGACAGAAAGCAGAGAGGCGCACUGGUUCCUCUGCCCUUGCUGCCAGUUCCCAUAGUCAAUACGAUGUGGACGGAGAUCCUCAUUUCAUGAUAGAAAUCCCAGACAGAGAGGCAGCUCUGUGCUUUAACAUCAAUGACAAACCAGGAACCAUUUUCAACCUGGUCAGAGACCCAAAAUCAGGCUUCGUGGUGAAUGGUCAAGUUAUUGGCAAGAAGAAAGUUGUACCAGAUGGUAACAUCAACACUUACUUUGGGCGUUUUGGCAUCACACACCAGAAACUGGGGGUGAGGCUGGAUGUGAGCACUCAGGACAUCUCAAUCUUCUACAACGGCAAGCAGGUCAAGCUGCUGUGGUCUGAUACAGCCUCCCUCAAAGAAACCAAUAUGGACCUCAAGUUGACAAAGAACUGUAGUCUGACAGUCACGCUGAGACACUCGGUUAAAUUUAUGGUCAUCAGACACACAAAGGUGUGGAAGAGACGUCACAACCAACAAGACUACCUGGGUUUCUACACCCUGGACAGCCAUCAUUUGUCCACUUCAGUUCAUGGCCUACUAGGUCAGUUCUACCAUGGUGUUGAAUUUGAGGUGACAGAUCUGCGUCCAGGUGAAAUCCAGGGGAAACUAGACGCCACCAUGUAUGUGAAGGGACAAACACUCCAUGUGACCAGACACUGGCAGAAAGACUUCAGCAGGGAUGUGAAGAAUGGGGAAAAUAUUCUCUGCUGGUUUGUUAACAACAGUGGAACGGGCCUCGUGGAUGGAGGAGCCUCUGAUUACAUUGUGUCAGACCUUUUUAAGACUGUUUGAAUCUUUUAGAUUUCAUAAAUCAGUGAAAUUUCACUGGGGACACAAGGUACAUCAUUAUGGUGUUGCCUGAUGAGAGAUAGUUGACAGUAGUGAGCCACAAAUUUACAAACACACAUGCAGAAAUAAACAUAACAAAACUGUCUA
This is a messenger RNA of Thunnus maccoyii (southern bluefin tuna), 2983 nucleotides long. Its product is annotated as inter-alpha-trypsin inhibitor heavy chain H3-like. The coding region runs from base 110 to 2839 and encodes 909 amino acids. The transcript has 22 exons. Lineage: Eukaryota; Metazoa; Chordata; Actinopteri; Scombriformes; Scombridae. Gene Ontology annotation, biological process: hyaluronan metabolic process. The record is from RefSeq and is a predicted model, not a curated record. Gene Ontology annotation, molecular function: serine-type endopeptidase inhibitor activity.